CUCCAAGACCCUCCCCGCCUUGCAGUCCCGCUGCACGCGCUUCCGCUUCGGCCCCCUCACCCCGGAGCUGAUGGUGCCCCGGCUGCAGCACGUCAUCCAGGAGGAAGGGGUGGAUGUGACAGAGGAUGGGAUGAAGGCUCUGGUGACCCUCUCCAGCGGUGACAUGCGCAGAGCCCUCAAUAUCCUGCAGAGCACUGCCAUGGCCUUUGGGAAGGUGACGGAGGAGAACGUCUACACCUGCACAGGACACCCCCUCAAGUCUGACAUCGCCAACAUCCUCGACUGGAUGCUAAACGAGGACUUUUCCACCGCCUAUCGCAAAAUCACGGAGCUGAAGACGCUGAAGGGUUUGGCCCUGCAGGACAUCCUCACCGAGAUCCACCUGUUUGUGCACAGAGUCGAUUUCCCGCCCUCGGUCCGCAUCCAGCUGCUGAUCAAACUGGCAGACAUCGAGUACCGGCUGGCUGCUGGGACCAGCGAGAAGAUUCAGCUGAGCUCCCUCAUCGCAGCUUUCCAGGUCACCAGGGACCUGAUUGUGGCUGAAGCCUGAGCCGUGC
Tauraco erythrolophus (red-crested turaco) is the source of this 557-nucleotide messenger RNA. Lineage: Eukaryota; Metazoa; Chordata; Aves; Musophagiformes; Musophagidae. The record is from RefSeq and is a predicted model, not a curated record.